UGUGCGAGGUGGUGUCUUCAACAUUUCACAGGAAGGAUGGCCCCCAAAAGAUCUUCAGAUUUAGAUUAGAAGAAAGAUCAAAACUUGUCAGAUAAGGAUGGAUUGUUGACUGAUGGCGAUAAUAGACUGCCAUCCUGCUGCUAUUCCUUAGAUAUGUAGUAGUUAUGGCUGUAAAGUAUAAUCACAAAAGUUUUCAGAGAGACGGAAAAUAGCGACGCUGUGGCUGAAAAGCUUUUCUUUCCUGGAUGGAGACGGAUCUGAGGCUGGAGUCAAGUUUAUUCGGGAAUAAAAGAUACAAGGCGGUCCUGACAGGCUGGCAUUUCAACUGGACCGAGGUAGAUAAGAAGAAUCGAGUCAAGAAAACGAUUUCAGUACCUGUGGCAGAGGUGGUUGGAGUGGAGGAUGGCCGAGUGGAGGUCCUGCCCCAGAAGUCAGUCGAGGACACAGACAAAGACUUCACAGUUUUCUACGUGAAGCGCAGCAGCAGUGGGAACUCUCAUGGGCUAUUAUGGAGACUGGGCCGGACCCAGUUUAGCUGCCCCAGUCGGGUCGUCAGAGACCAGUGGACGAAACACCUGAGAACUGCUUUAAAAACACACAGUCCGUUGCGUCCAAGCAGGUUGUUGGUGUUUAUUAAUCCUUUUGGAGGAAAGAAGAAAGGAAGAAAGAUCUACCAUUCCUUGGUUGCCCCUCUGUUUGAGCUGGCUGGUAUCAGCUCUCAUGUGAUAGUGACAGAGCGGGCAAACCAGGCCAGAGACCACCUCCUGAAGAAAGACCUGACAGGCUUUGAUGGUGUGGUGUGUGUGGGUGGGGAUGGCAUGUUCAGCGAAAUACUUCACGGUUUGAUUGGGCGGACGCAACAAGAGGCAGGCCUUUGUGAGAAUGAUCCCACUGUCACUCUGCAGCCCUGUCCGCUUCACAUUGGCAUCAUCCCUGCAGGUUCUACAGACUGCGUGUGUUACGCCACAGUGGGAGUCAUCGACCCUGUUACUUCAGCUUUGCACAUCAUCAUCGGAGACUCUCAGCCUUUGGAUGUGUGUUCAGUCCAUCAGGCUUGUGCUCUGGUGCGUUACUCAGUGUCUCUGUUGGGUUAUGGCUUCUACGGUGAUGUACUGGCUGAGAGUGAGAAACACCGCUGGAUGGGACCUCUCCGAUAUGACUAUUCAGGCACAAUGGUGUACCUGAGCAACAGAAGCUAUGCAGGCAUAGUUCAGUAUCUACCAGCAGACCCGCUUCUCUCCAGCCCGAGAGACAGGACACGCUGCCUCUCGGGGUGCAGUGUGUGCUCCAGAAGCACAGAAAGACUUUUCCCCCACUCUGCAGAUUCAGGCUCCCUGUACAGCUCCCACGUCAGCCAGUCCAGUAGUGACUCAGAAGGUGAGUGGGUGAGUGUGGAGGGCAGGUUCAGGUGUGUGUCUCUCACUUGUAUGUCCAGCUCAUGUCCCAAGAGUCCUUUGGGCCUCUCUCCUUCUGCUCACCUGGCGGAUGGAACAGGGGACCUCAUCCUGGUGUGGGACUCUCACCCGCUUGGAUUCCUCAAGUUCCUCUACAGGCACACGAGCACACAGGACCAGUUUGACCUGCCGUUUGUGGAGGUCCACCGCGUGAAGGCCGUCCGUUUCUCUCUCCCCCACGACAAAGAGGCAUAUGAAGAGAUCGGAGGAUUGAAUGGUGAGGUAGAUGAAGAAGACAGAGGCAACGCUGAGACUGUAAGCAGGACUGGAUCUCAGCAGCACCUGGCAGAGACGAGCACAGGACGAAAAAUGGCAAAUGAGCAGAAAACAGGGACCCCCUUUUUGUGCUGCCUGUGCUGCAGUAAAGCUCCAUCUGUGUCAGUGUGGAACUGUGACGGAGAGAUUCUGGCCUCCACCGAGAUCCUCAGCAGGAUUCAUGGUCAGCUGGUGCGUCUGUAUGCCAGGGGCAUCGAGGAUGGAGCGGCCAUACACAACUGCGGUGAGGAAAAUGGGAAGUGUGAAGGAGGAUGCACCCGACACAAAUAGUCACCUAAAUUUUGGAUGAUGAGAGAAAAGUGACAAUGUUUCUAAUUUGCGUAUUUACCUAGACAGCUAGUCUGUCAUGGCCAAAGAGUUCCUAAUAUUUCAGGUACUUUUACAUGUUUUCCUUUUGCAAUAAUGAAAAAACACUAUUUAUUCCUAAAUUAGUGUGUGUUGGUUGAAAACUGUUUGUUUAAAUACUAUUACAAGACUUGCUAAAUUAUACACUUAUCUGUGUGCACAUUUUUAUGGUAUACCGUAUUUGUACACAAUGUUUGGUUUGAAAAUGUAAUUUCUCUUCACUUGAGCUUGAAGCGAAUAAAAUCAUGGGGACUGUCAACAGAAGUUAAAAGAAUAAAGAAGCUGACCCGA
Plectropomus leopardus (leopard coralgrouper) is the source of this 2366-nucleotide messenger RNA. RefSeq names its product ceramide kinase. NCBI's taxonomy places the organism in Eukaryota, Metazoa, Chordata, Actinopteri, Perciformes, Serranidae. The record is from RefSeq and is a predicted model, not a curated record. Gene Ontology annotation, biological process: phosphorylation; ceramide metabolic process. Gene Ontology annotation, molecular function: ceramide kinase activity.